AUAAAAUGCUCGAGGGGCCAGCCUGGGAUGGUUAGAUCAGGAACAUCAGAGAAGCAUUAGGAAAUGUUUCCUCAGAGGAUGGAGUAGAACAACAGCUGGAGUCACCAGGAAAAAGGGAGGCAGUCAGGAUGCACUACUCAGCCCUAGCCACAACAACCUUGCUCCUGGGACUGGUGAGCACUACUGCAUGGGCAGAAGUGGCUGAGAACAGGACCCAAAUAUGCCAGCCUGCACCCCUCUGGAAGAUCAACGGGACCAUACCAAUGGCUGGGACAGAGGGCCAAGUGACAGUGGUGGCACUGCUAAAAGCCAGCUGACAGUUCUGUCUCAAGCAGGCUGCCAGUAUUGGCAGCUUGCAGAAAAGGCUGUCCCAUGAAGGGGUGGCCAAUGUCAGCUUCAUGAUUGUCAACGAGAAGACUCCUCUCUCCAGGGCUAUGUACUGGGAGUUGAAACGGCAUGCACCUGAAGGAGUCCCUGUUUACCAGCAGCAAAUCCUGGAACCUGAUGUCUGGCAAAUUCUAAACGGGGACAAGGAUGACUUCCUGAUAUAUGACAGGUGCAGCAGGCUAGGUUUCCACAUCCAGUUGCCAUACAGUUUCCUCCACUUACCAUAUGUUGAAGCAGCUGUGCGUUACACGUACCACAAAGACUACUGUGGUAAUUGUUCCUGGUACUACUCUAACAGCACCCAGGAGGUGAAUUACACAGUAAGUACCCAAGUGAUGCCAAUUGAGGAUACCAGAGACAAAUAGAAGAGCCUAGAAGUGCACAAGCAUGAAAAGGAAACAAGGAGGCACCUAACACUAAAUAUAUAGCCCAUCAUUUUUCACAUCAUAGAAGAAUGAGCAGCCACAAAGCCAUGGGUUUGACCAGUACUGACUAGCCAGUUUUCUACUCUCAAAGCUACUCACAGAAGUACCAAGCAAGGGGAAUAUCAGUAAACCUUUUAACCUUCAGGGAAGCAAAACUCAACUGUUACGUGUACAUUGGUACACUCUAAUGAAAAAUAAGCAACCUAUUUCAAAAGGACAGGGAACAAACUUACAUGUGUCAGAAAGAAUAGAUAUUAUGGUCCUAUUUUGAGCAGUGCAAAGGAAUGGAGUAUUCCAGUCCCUUUCCCAAUAUCUUAUAGAUACCAGACAAUAUAAUACAGCUGUUUGUUUUGUGAUACUUGCAAUGGGGAAGUAUAUUUGCAUAUCCACAAUGAAAAGUCGUUUUGAAUCUGUCUCUAAUUACACUCCCAUUUACCAAUGUUUUCCACUAAACCGGAAGUGCCAUUUAUAGAGAACUCAGAUGGCUUUGUAAAGCUGUUGGAUUUCUGUUUUGAGGAUUGUCUGAGAUAACUAUCUUGCCUUCUGCAGGAGCAAAGUUAUAGCCAUCUGCCUGCUGAGGAGCCAGUUUUGACCCCUUUUCUGUAUUUCCUGCUUUUCUGCAUUCAAUGAAGCCUGUAGUGUAAACUAGAUUGCUGUAAGUCACUGCAGGCUGACACUAUACAGAAAAGUAUGUCAACAGAGGUGGAGAGAUGGGAUCAGAACUAGUAUUUACACAAUGCUCUUUAAGGCAGAGGGCAGAAAUCAGGGCAAGGCUGACUCUGAGCCUGGAGCUGAAGGUUCUGUGGAAUCAGUUGAUAUGCAUGAAUUAUGAGCUAAAAGAUUGUGACAUUUGUUGCUUUGCUGGAAGAAAAGAGCAUCUGUGGUUUGUGGGAAUGGUGGUGGAAAGAUGGUAUAAGCCAAGUUUAUGGAUAAGUUACUACUGCACAUAGGCAGGAAGGUUUGGAGUGAGUAAGUGGCAAUGCACUGAGAACUGAACUUGGGAAGAAAACCAUCUGUGUCAUGUACCUAAAAGGAUGUAUAACUCUGCUGAUGAAAUGCAGAAAAACCGUGUCUUGGAGAAGAUGCUGAAAAUAAAUUUUCUGGAAUGACAGUGAUUGAAA
This is a messenger RNA of Varanus komodoensis (Komodo dragon), 1933 nucleotides long. RefSeq names its product selenoprotein Pb-like. Gene Ontology annotation, molecular function: selenium binding. NCBI's taxonomy places the organism in Eukaryota, Metazoa, Chordata, Lepidosauria, Squamata, Varanidae. The transcript is spliced from 5 exons. Gene Ontology annotation, cellular component: extracellular region. The record is from RefSeq and is a predicted model, not a curated record. Gene Ontology annotation, biological process: selenium compound metabolic process.